Salvelinus sp. IW2-2015 is the source of this 2096-nucleotide messenger RNA. Lineage: Eukaryota; Metazoa; Chordata; Actinopteri; Salmoniformes; Salmonidae. The record is from RefSeq and is a predicted model, not a curated record.
CUGUCAAAAAGUGGCAGGCGCGUCUGGUGGGAUGAUAACUCCCCCUGCCCCGUGCAGUGCUUGGUCAACCCUGUCAAAUGGGGAGGGCAUCCGAGAUUCGCCAAAUAGUAGCUUCUUCUACUGUCCGGAUGAAACGUAGCGGUGAAGACUUCGAUUUACCCUUUUUCUUUCACUUCUCUUUGAUCUUGUUGACGGGGAGGGCGGUGUUGGUUUUUCUCUUCAUUAGAUGAAAACGACUGGCAAGGCAAGACUAAUUGUAGAGCCUGUUUACUAUUUUGUAGGCAAAGUGAAACGUUUUAUGACUUAUGAAAUAACGUUUUUACACUUUCCUGUGUACCGCACGCAAAAACCGGAUUCCAGUUCUCUCUCCUGUGGAGCGAGCGCCUUUUUUUGUAUCGCCCUAGCAACUGGUCCUCGUGGCUGCUGCCUUGUGACAUUUCCUUGUCGCUUUACUCACCAGCCAUCGCAUAUUGAAUUCGCCUUUUUGCACCCGCCUGUAUGCGGGGCCAUUUUUGCAUAGGGUAUUUCCCUACCUCGUCUUUAAUUUGAUUUAUUUAAAACUCUGGAGGUUCAUGCGUCGGAGAAGUCUCAUCUUUCUGCGUCAAAAUGCCUGUGAGACGCGGUCAUGUAGCCCUCCAGAACACUUAUCUGGACACCAUUAUCCGGAAAUUCGAUGGACAAAAUCGUAAGUUCCUGAUAGCCAACGCUCAGAUGAAGAACUGUGGCAUUAUCUACUGUAACGAGGGCUUCUGCCAGAUGUUUGGCUUCUCGCGGGCAGAGAUCAUGCAGCAGCCCUGCACCUGCCAGUUCUUGGUGGGGCCUGGCACCAUGAAGACUGCCCUGACACAGCUGGCACAGGCCCUGCUAGGGUCAGAGGAGCGCAAGGUGGAGAUCCUCUACUACAACAAAGAAGGGACCUGCAGGCCCUGUCUGAUUGAUGUUGUUCCUGUGAAGAAAGCGGAGGGACAGGUCAUCAUGUUCAUCCUCAACUUCCAGGAAAUCAUUGACCCCUCCCUCAAGAAACCAGGUCUGAGACAGAGGGUGGCCCAGGGCUGGGUAUGGGCAGGGCAGAGUCGCAGGCUGAAGUUGAGACUGCCAUUGGUACGUGCAAUGCGUCGGUCUUCCCUCGCCAAAGACCAGUUUGAGGGGGUGGUGGUGGACUACCUACAGCCCAACAGUGAAGAGAUCCCACUGAAAGAGUUACGUAUCCCGUCCAAGGAGAGCUGCAUGCAGUCUGAGACAGAGGCGCUGAUAGAGCAGGACCAUGAGUCCUCCCAGCCUGCAAGCCACUACUCCCCCAAACUGCUGUCCCUAUUGUCGGAGCGGCUGGAACCCAGCGUGCCCUUCCUCCCCAGCAGCCCCUUCUCCAGUGCAGCCUUUCCCAGGARGGUCCUGCCCCGGAGCCACUCCAGAGAGACUGUCGGCAGCCUCCGCAYAGCUUCCUCCCUGGAUGACCUCGACAGCAUGAGGGCCGAGURGGGCCGACCAGGAGACCCACGCUCCAMCAGCAGUGAGUUUGUGUGUGUGUGUACCCAGUCAAAAGUGUAGUCUGUUGCCAUUUUUGUACCCCCUCUGACAGGAAGAAAUGUGGCUGUCUKCUCUUACAGUUCCAUCUGAAUCAAAACAAACCAAGCCAAAGCUACCUGGGCCUGUUGGAGACUUGAAGGCCGGUACUCUGAGCUCCACCUCAGACUCGGACCUGAUGCGACGCAGGACCAGCACUCGCAGGACCAGCACUCGUAACCCCCUCACACUCAGUUUCGCCUCCGACCUCUUGCGACCACCCUCGCCCACUGAGAUCGAGAUCAUCGCUCCCAGCAAAGUAAAGGACCGUCACCGAGACGUCACAGAGAAGGUCACACAUGUCACACAGGUGAGACACAWGGUCCUCACUAGCACUCAUAUCACACKACCACAACCAUGUGAUUGCCUGACUCAACCUGUAUUCUGCUUAUAUAUUCAGGGAUUUUCAAAGUGAGCUUUUUCAGAACGGCAUGUGCGAUAUUGUGUACACAGGACGUUGUGUAAAAGGAACGUUGGGUUAUUGAGAAGUGGUGGAUUACAUCUCUUCGGUCUGACUUCCUGUGUUGCAAGCU